Molecule: messenger RNA, 816 nt
Organism: Linepithema humile (Argentine ant)
Lineage: Eukaryota; Metazoa; Arthropoda; Insecta; Hymenoptera; Formicidae
Product: C-type mannose receptor 2
Molecular function (GO): signaling receptor activity
Source: RefSeq, a predicted model, not a curated record
ACGGGCACAACGUCGACUGUCUACCGUGGCAUUGCUUCACGAGACUGUUCAGUGGUAACAUCUAAUGAUGUUCAAGUAUCUGUUAGUUGUUCUUGUCGUUUGGUGCGAAACUCAGCGAUAUGCGUUUGCUCAAGACACGUCGACUCGACUUCUUUCUAUUCCAAAUGUAGAUAACGGCAAUUUGACCGCGAUUACAGAGGAGUUGAGCAAGAAACCCGUGAUUGCUAUGAACGGAAAUAACAACUACAAUGUGGGCCAGCAAAUAUUUUAUAUAUACGACGAAGACCAGCUCAAGCGAAUAUUAAUAAAUAAUAAGCAUUCGGAAAAACUGGGUGGCACUGGCACUAGUGGUUUAACUGCGCAUAAAUUGGUGACUCGUAAACUCACCUGGAACUAUGCUCGCCAAGCUUGCAACACUGAAGGAGGUUAUUUGGCGAUUAUCAAUUCGGAAGCGGAGGAGGAGCUUCUUUUACGUUUGAUGAAAGAGAACAAUGUACGCGAAGGUUGGCUCGGAAUUCAUGAUCUUUAUCAAGAGGGUGAGUGGAUCACCGUCGAAGGCGACCCUUUAGAAGAAACAGGAUUCACCAAGUGGACGACUAAAUUUCCAAAUCAACCCGACAACUAUCAAGGCAACCAAAAUUGCGGAAUGCUCCUUAUCGAGGGUGGAUUAGACGAUGAAAAUUGCAACCAUGUGCAUUCUUACAUCUGCGAGAUGGCUGCCUAAAAUUACAGAUGUGUACCAACAUCUCGCAGAUUACAUUUACAACAAUACGUAUAAAUAAACGAAUAGAUUUAUUCCUACUAUUUUGACAACCC